AUGCAGAGGCGGGAGAAUCCGUCUGAGAACGGAAAGCGCAGUCGCCUGCGUUUUUUUUCCGAGGUGGAGGAGGCGACAUCUCCAUUCUUGGACCGGAAGCCAUGUCGCGUCCAGACAAGCGAAGUCAUCGUGGAGCACUGGAUCUUGACCUUGGUCCGAUUGUCUGACGAUGAAGAUGAUGAUGCGGGGCGAGUGGGUGGCGGCAGUGCAAAAAGAGAGGAAAGCAUUGGCGAGCUGCUGGGUGACAGCAAAGAGCUAAAAUUCGGAGCGCCAGCUCGGCAGCGGAGACAGCAAGGGUUCCGGCUAGGCGGUGGAGUCGACCCUCUCCAAGCACUGGUUGAUCAAACUCGGCCACCCAUCACAGAGGAUGACGAGCCGGAUUCGGAGUUCGAGCGAGAAUUUGAAAGAGCUGUUGCUGGGGCGGCCUCCAGCAUGCCAGCUCGGCCGGCGCCGCCAGAGCCCUCAGCUGAGCCUGCAGGCGAUGACUUGGAUGACAUCGUCGGCGAGAUUGGUGACAUACUGGGUGAUGAGCAGCUUACCAGUGCUCGGCGGACGUUGCGAAGAUCCCAAACGGCUCCAACAGCUGCCCUUGACCAUCACACAGCAGAGCUCGAGGAGACCGAAAAGAAUCAAACCGAGGGUCUUGCAGACAUAGGCACAGUAGACCGGGAUGGAUUAGGUUGGCCGUGGGUGAACAGGCCCUGA
Symbiodinium necroappetens is the source of this 705-nucleotide messenger RNA. NCBI's taxonomy places the organism in Eukaryota, Dinophyceae, Suessiales, Symbiodiniaceae. The record is from the annotation of a GenBank genome assembly.